UGUAUUUUCAUUGUUUCUGGUUCAUCAGUGUGGGCUGACAGAAUAAAUGGAAUCAUUCAGAGGAUGCCUGCAGCUCCUUGGAUUUCUUGGAUCAUUUUUUCUCAUCAUGUCCUUUUACAGAUGGGACAUGAACCAGCAAAACAGAGCAGAGAGGAUGCAUAACUUACAGGAAGUGAGAAAACAGCUGCUAAAAGAAACCUGUGGUCGUGACAAAGAGGCCUUUUCCGAGAGGAAAGUCAGUCUCGAAGAGAUGAGUGAGAAUGAGAUGAAGAACCUCAUUGUGGAUGACAAGCAUGGCAUCAUCUAUUGUUACAUUCCUAAGAUUGCAUGCACCAACUGGAAGAGGGUGAUGUUUGUACUGAACCAGAGCGAGCCAUAUCCUGACCCUAUGUCCCUAUCUGGUGACCUGGUUCAUAGCCCUGACAAGUUCACCCUUCUAAACAGCUUCCCAAGAGUAGAGAUGAAGGCAAAGUUGAAGCACUACACCAAGUUCCUUUUUGUACGGGACCCGUUUGUCCGUCUCAUCUCCGCCUACCGAGACAAAUUCCAGAAAUACAACGAGUAUUUCUACGACAACUUUGCCCGAGACAUCCUGCGUCUCUACGACAACCAGUCUAAUCCACCACAGACGGCGGCCGAGGCGUCAGCAUCAGGCGUGCGCAUCUCAUUUCACAACUUUAUUCAAUACCUGCUGGACCCAAAGACAGAGAAGGAACUGCCCUUUGAACCUCACUGGAGGCAGAUGCACCGUCUUUGCCACCCCUGCCACAUACAGUAUGAUUUCAUUGGCCAUCAAGAGACUCUACAGGAGGAGGCUGAACAGCUACUGAACAUCUUGAAGCUGCAGAACGACAUUAAGUUCCCUCCUUCCUAUGACAACAUUACACCUCAGGAGUCUGUGUCGGACUUUUUCAGAACAGUACCUCUAGUGGAAAGGAGGAAGCUGUACAAGCUCUAUGAGACUGACUUUAGGCUGUUUGGCUACAGAAAACCAAAUGAAUUGCUUGAUGGUUGAGAUUAAGUCAUGAUGACUUAACUUGUCUCUAUAAAAAACGUUCCCCACUCAGCCAACAAUAGAUUGUUACUUGAACAGAAAACUAUUUAAAGAGCUGGCUUUGUCAUCUAAAAGAAUUCAAAGCACUGCAGCUGCAUCAUGGCACUGGACGUGCAAUAAUUGAUCUUUAUAUUCAGUCUAUGUUUUACACCCUUUAUACGUGUGACUAACUUCACUUGUUUGGUUAAUCGCUCUGACACACUUUUGACUUGGGUGCUGUUAAUCAGUUAAAGUUCUGUAGUGUUGCAUGUACAUGUCAGUUAUUAGUAAUACAGGUAGAAGCUACUAUUUAGAGCUGAUGUUAAAAUUGGUUCAUUUAUAUUGGUUAAUAACUGAGCAAGUUAUUACUCAGUUAAUAACUCAG
Molecule: messenger RNA, 1418 nt
Organism: Paralichthys olivaceus (Japanese flounder)
Lineage: Eukaryota; Metazoa; Chordata; Actinopteri; Pleuronectiformes; Paralichthyidae
Product: carbohydrate sulfotransferase 12-like
Biological process (GO): proteoglycan biosynthetic process; carbohydrate biosynthetic process
Cellular component (GO): membrane
Molecular function (GO): sulfotransferase activity
Source: RefSeq, a predicted model, not a curated record